Wyeomyia smithii (pitcher-plant mosquito) is the source of this 2697-nucleotide messenger RNA. RefSeq lists its product as uncharacterized. Bases 212 to 2539 code for a protein of 775 amino acids. NCBI's taxonomy places the organism in Eukaryota, Metazoa, Arthropoda, Insecta, Diptera, Culicidae. The transcript is spliced from 3 exons. Gene Ontology annotation, cellular component: nucleus. The record is from RefSeq and is a predicted model, not a curated record. Gene Ontology annotation, molecular function: zinc ion binding.
AUAACUGUCAGUGAGUCGUGAGAGGCGAGAGCGAUUACUAUUCAUCAGUAUCUGUUUUGGCUUUCUCUGUGUGACGUACAUUUUCGGCGUGAAGAAAUAAAAUUUUGUAAUCAACCGAACUCGAGCGGCCGGAUUGGCUUGAGGCUAGAUUUUCCCACCGGGGAACCUUUCCGCCUAGUGUGUGUGCGAAACAUCUGGCGUUACCGUUUCAAUGGGAUUGGAUGUGACCGGUUGCUGUAGACUGUGCCUGAAAGAUGCCUCGAGCGAACAGGCUACUCACAUCGAUAUAUUGCAGCAGCAAGAAGUGGGCGAGCUUGUCCGGGACCUCUACGGUCUUAACAUUAAACGUUCCGAACGUGGUUCCAAGUAUAUCUGUUUGCCCUGUUAUAAGGAAGCUAUUAAUCUGAAGAAACAUCGCGAUCUUUACCGAGAUAAGCAGAGAUUCGUGUUGGUGAACCAGACGAUCUUAAAAUCACAGGCAGAUGCCUUUCCCGAGGAAGAUGAACCUGAGCUGGAAGUUAAUGAACCCUGGUGUGAUCCAAAUGCCGGAUACUGCCCUCCCGUUUCUACGCCAGUAGACAUACUACUCACUAUAGAAGACUGCAUGCGCAGUAAAUUGUUCCGCGAUUCUUUGCAAAACUAUUUCGAUCUGGGCCAUUUGGAUGUUUCGGGUCCUAUUUAUCAGGAGGAUUCUGACAGCUUUCUGGAUAUAUGGCAUCCUACCCAGUUGUUGUGCGGUAAAUGUCUACUAAAGUUUGACGAUCAAACCGGUUUUGAUGCUCAUCACGAAAAAUGUCGUCACAAAUGUAAAUUUUGUAAGCGCAACUAUGCAUUUUUGGAAAGCUACAUAAACCACGCUUGUUCGAAAAGAGAUCGGGUCCGUAACGAUAAGAAAAGAAAGUAUGACGAGUUCAUGGCUGAAUCUACUUUCAAACGAGUAAAAGUAUUCCCGAGCGAAACAUUGCCUGUUUCUGAUCAACCACCAGAAGCUCAGCCCGCACCAGCUGUUGAAAAAGACACUUUAGAAAUACUUCCCCUACCGGAUCUCUUACCGGCACCAGCUGAAGUGCCUCAUAUUGAUGGAGAAGCUACACUAGAUGCAGAACUUUCGAACUUGCUAGAACGCUGGUAUGGACAAACAGAAGAGCAUGACGGCCAUACUCGCAGUCACUUGGGGACUAUUGAAAUUACCAAUGACAACGGAACUAUUACGAAUUCAGAAUUCUACAGUCGUGUUAUUGAUACAGCUUAUCGGAAUGAUACCGCAAAACAAAAACCGUCUAUUUCAGUAAAACCGAUGAGUCAGCUUAUUAACACAAGUGUUGCACAAACAACCGUCGUCGAUGAUCCUCCACAAUCGUCCACUGUUACUGAAGCGCCUCCGGUAGAAAUAAUAGAAAUCGAUGACGAUGACGACGUCGCUGAUGGUCCGUCAGCUGCCUCCACAUCUUGCGUGCCACAGUUGACAACUUCAGAGCAACAAGCGCUCAGUGAGUCUGAUAUUUUGAACAUCGUCAAACAUUUCCGAGGAAUUGACGAAAACGAGUCAUACCUCAUCAAAGCCAAAAUUAACGGAGCUCAGAAGUUGAUUUGUAUCAGCAAGCGGAAAAACGACCCAAACUCUCCAUCAUCCAGUACGCCAAUAAUAGUGAAUAACAAUUCAGCGCUUCAAUCUGUUGCUAGACGCUCAGUAAAUAGACCAGCAACCAUUACGCCAGUUGCAAAACAAAAUUCAUCCUCGAACUGUGCGGAGGCACCGACUGUUUCUUCGCCGUCGUUGAACCCUCCGCUGGUAGUUAGAAACGUAGCUGCUAUAAACGGUCAGCAAAGCCCAGCUGUGACCCCGAAAACCCCGGUACCCCAGCUAAAAAUUGCACAUGUGCAGUCUCUGGUCCAAUCUCAAACUGCCAAAAGCGGUCCACAUCAGAGCAAACUGUCCAAUGGAAAGCAAACACCAACAGUAACGCAAUUGAUGAAUCACCAAUCGCAACCUGGAGCAGCGAACAUGAUAUCCAUUCCCGGGAAGGCACCGUUGGUUGCCUCGCAGGUAAAGUCUCCGCCUGCAAACCAGCAACCACCUGCCAAAGCUGAUCCUCGGAGAAUAAUUUUAGGCAGUAGUUCCAUAAAGCUGUUGAACAACAGUCCCAAACAGUUACAACCCAUCGCUCCAAAACCACCAUAUGGCACUGUUUCAGCAAUGAAUUCGGUCACCACAACUACUUCGACACAGCAACGCAUUAUUGUUCAGAGAAAGCAAGUGCAGACUGUCGUUCAAUCUGCGAUUAAUCGUAAUACUGCUGGCACCGCAGCAAUUGAUAGUGUCAGCAGCGCUAACAGCAUGAAUGAUGGUGGUGAUUUCAACAGUACUAACGGGCAACCAAAUUCUCUUCUGCGCUCUCAACUUCUUCAACUGCCAACCAGAGUAUACCCGAGUACAUCUGGUGAACCAUCUACAACGCCCGGUCGAAAGAUAAUCAGCGUGAGUCCAACUGGUCGACAUUUGCAAAUUAAUAAUACGACCAUUUCCCGGUUGAAUUAAUCUCCCAUAAGUAGUUGUAGCGAAACAUUCAAGCGAAAUGACGGAGCUGAGACAGUGGCAGGUAUUUUAGGUAACCGUACAUUCUGCAGCAAAUUAUUGGAUUUAUUGUAUUAAGACGAACAAUUAUUCUUUCUAAUAAAGCAUUAGAACAAGAUGAA